ACACCCUUGUUUUUUCUGAAGACAGGAUAAAAGAAUCAUUCAAUAUGGCAACAAUAAUCAGGAUAAUAAUGUUUCUUUCAAUGGGGCACCUGUCCUUGGGACAGCGGGAGUGCAAAAUGACAACACUGGGUAUGGAGUAUUUUGGAAACGUGGAUCAAACGUUGUCUGGGAAAGAAUGUCAAGCCUGGGUCUCGCAGUUUCCCCAUAAGCAUAAGUAUAACAAUACCCUAAAGAACAGUAGGAAUUACUGCAGAAACCCUGACAGAGAACCACAGGGCCCUUGGUGUUACACUACGGACGAGGAGAAAAGAUGGGAAAACUGUGGAAUACCACUAUGUCGACAAAGGGAGUGCAAAAUGACAACACUAGGAAUGGAGUAUUUUGGAAACGUGGAUCACACCUUGAGUGGAAAAGAUUGUCAGUCCUGGGUCUCGCAGUUUCCCCAUAAGCAUAAGUUUAAUAAUACCCUAAAGAACAGUAGAAAUUACUGCAGAAACCCUGACAGAGAACCACAGGGCCCCUGGUGCUACACGACGGACGAGGAGAAAAGAUGGGAAUACUGUAGAAUACCACUAUGUCCCAUUACAAAUGAUGAUUGUUAUGAAAAGGGUAGCGGAUUUAUGUACACGGGAAAAAUUGCUGUCACAGAGACGGGUUACGCAUGCCGACGUUGGGAUUCAGAAGAGGCUUAUGCAGUUUUUGGAGAGUUAGAAAACUAUUGCAGAUCGCCGGAUGGGGCAGAAUUUCCCUGGUGUUUGUCUACAGCUCCCGGUAAAAGAUGGGAAAGAUGCAACAUACCUGUUUGUGGGCAAUCAACAACAAAUAAACCAAAAAUCUCAACAACUGCUCCCUCAAGCACCACAUCGUUAACAUCUCAAGGAAAUCCCGAAAUAAAGCCAGCAAUACAGGGCCAUCUUCUGACAGAGAACAUCUGCACUCAAAACAGCAACAACAACAAUAGAAGCUUAACCGCCGACCUAGUCAUCGCAGUGUUUACUCUGAUUGGUGUUUUAGCUGCUGUUUUCUUUAGUCUGUAUAGUGUUAUUGUCUUAAAACAGCUAAAGCUGCAAAUCAUGAAUCAGAACUCUAACAGAGAAAAAGAUGUAUACACGGUAGAUAACGCAUAUAUGACAGGAUUUUCCGAUAUGCAGCCCAUAGUAGAAAGUCGUACAUAGUUAAAGUGCUAUCAAAAAUACUGGACAAAAUGUUAUAGGUGAUCCAUUUAUAUAAUAUGUUUUACAUACACUUUAUCUUAGAAAACAAAAUAUUUUAGUAUCCUAUUUUAUAUUCAAAGUUUGAAAAUCAAACAUUAGAUGUGAUAAAUUUGUUUGAAAACUUGCUACGAAUUCUUCAUUACGGUCAAUCUAAAAUUCACCAUGUUGGGUAAAGACCCCAUGAUAAGAUUUUUUUCAGAAGAGUAAAUUCUUGGCAGCAAAAUGAUUGCCAGCAUUCUGUAACUCUCCGCGAGACAAUAAGGACCCUACGGUGGAGACCCACGUUGGCUCUAAGGUUUGCAAGGCUAUCCCGAGAGAUCUGUUGUCAUUCCUCCUGCAACGCUAUGUGAACAUCCUGUCGAUUCUGGAGAAGUUUCAGACGACAUGAAAUGCGUGGUUUAAAAUGUCCUAUGCAGGUCAAUUAGGUUUAGGUACAGAUAUAAUUGAUUACGAUUUAGACUUUUUGACGUCUUGCAUUAUCGUUCAUUAUAAUGAUAACUCCACAAAGUACCUGCAGUACGUAUAACAAUAGUAUGAGGAAUAUCAUCCCAAUAUUUUAAACCCAUCAGUUAGCCUUAAAUAAUGUACAGAUCAGUUUUGCAGUCUGACAUCAAGGAGGUAAAAGAAAUCGCAACUUGCCUCAGGAGAGAACAGUACGCUAUUGGUAAUUUUAGUGUUCUGUGAUACACGAAUUUUUAAUACAGGACGUAUGGCUCAUCAACAAGUCUUGAGAUUUUUCAUGAAGUUUGUUUCAAACUGUCUGGUUGAAAUCCGUCUACCAAUGGCUCUCUAAGAGCAUUUUGGAAGCAAUGCUCUUUGCAACAUUGGCUAAAUGCCGAUCCUCAUAGCCUGUCAUACACCUGAUACGUUCAGAAUUUAGCCUUCUUAAACAAUUUCCUGUCUGUAAAUAUCUGAGUACGCUUUGGAAAACUUAAAAUCUUUCUGCAACGUGACGUUGCAUUUUGCCAGCUUCUAAGAUUCCUACUGCGCUGGAGCAAUUGUCAAUGCUCAAUUAAUUGUCUCUUCAUAGCGUCUUUAUAUCAGUUCUGGCCAGAAAUACUGAAACUCUCUUAUGUUCACGAAAGAAAAUCAUAGUUCCACUUACGUUUUAACACUAAGUACUUUCUUGAGCAAUAUGCCACAAAACUCAUCAAAUGCAUGUUAGUUAACAAUAGAGUAGCAUAAAUGACAUGUUUU
Molecule: messenger RNA, 2411 nt
Organism: Saccostrea cuccullata (small rock oyster)
Lineage: Eukaryota; Metazoa; Mollusca; Bivalvia; Ostreida; Ostreidae
Product: plasminogen-like
Exons: 6
Coding region: 45-1175 (376 amino acids)
Molecular function (GO): endopeptidase activity; signaling receptor binding
Source: RefSeq, a predicted model, not a curated record